Lathyrus oleraceus (garden pea) is the source of this 396-nucleotide messenger RNA. RefSeq lists its product as uncharacterized. The record is from RefSeq and is a predicted model, not a curated record. The coding region runs from base 1 to 396 and encodes 131 amino acids. The transcript has a single exon. NCBI's taxonomy places the organism in Eukaryota, Viridiplantae, Streptophyta, Magnoliopsida, Fabales, Fabaceae.
AUGUGUUCUGAAACAUCUUCACCCCGUUUCUCUUUCUCCAAUGAAAUGAAACAUGAUGAUGAUGAUGAUGUUUCUCGUAGAGACACAUUGCUUCUUGAAUCAAAUCCUGAUUUUGAAUUCAUCACUAGCAGAAGCACUGAGUUUGAAACAACUUCAGCAGAUGAACUUUUCUGCAACGGAGUUAUACUUCCAUUGCAGAUACAAGAUAAGAAGAAAAACAUCAUUGAAAAUUAUAAGGAACAUCCUCCAUGUAUGAAUCUUCCACCUCGUCCAUUUUCGACUAAAAUAAUGAAACAAGUUGAGGAAACAAAUACUCAAACAAGUUUUUUCGCCUCCUUUGUCGCGAAGCAAUUCGACCAGUUUAUCGCUGAAUCUAAUGAGAACGAGUUUGAAUAG